AUGACAAAUGCAGUUGAUGAUUGUGUGUACCAUAAGUUCAAUGGGAGUAAGCAUGUUUUCCUGGUUUUAUAUGUUGAUGACAUAUUGCUUGCCAGCAACGAUAUAGGCUAUUUGCACGAAACCAAGAGAUUUCUAUCAAAUCACUUUGAGAUGAAAGAUCCUAGGGACGCCUCUUUUGUGUUAGGGAUACAAAUUCAUCGAGAUCGUCAUCUAGGCACUUUUGUAUUGUCACAAAAGGGCUAUAUCAAAAUUUUUUUGAAAAGUUUUGGCAUGCAAGACUGUAAACCAGGUGAUACCCCUGUAGCUAAGGGAGACAAGUUCAGUCUCACUCAAUGCCCAAAGAAUGACUUUGAGAAUAAAGAAAUGAAGAAGAUCCCUUAUGCAUCAGCUAGAACAAAGGAUUACAUGCUCACUUACAGAAGGUCAGAUCAACUUGAGAUUGUUGGAUACACUGAUUCUGACUUUGCUGGAUGUCAAGAUAGCCUGAAAUCCACAUCUGGCUACAUCUUUGUCAUAGUUAAAGGAGUUGUCUCUUGA
Messenger RNA from Chenopodium quinoa (quinoa), 537 nucleotides. RefSeq lists its product as uncharacterized. Bases 1 to 537 code for a protein of 178 amino acids. The transcript has 2 exons. NCBI's taxonomy places the organism in Eukaryota, Viridiplantae, Streptophyta, Magnoliopsida, Caryophyllales, Amaranthaceae. The record is from RefSeq and is a predicted model, not a curated record.